Messenger RNA from Closterium sp. Yama58-4, 4848 nucleotides. The record is from the annotation of a GenBank genome assembly. NCBI's taxonomy places the organism in Eukaryota, Viridiplantae, Streptophyta, Zygnematophyceae, Desmidiales, Closteriaceae.
AUGAGCCGGUCGUUUAAGGAGCUGCUGUUGAGGAUCUUCCAGCCGCAGGACGAGGUGGAGGAGAGCUUGACGUUCGAAGAGAGGGUGUUCCGAUACACUUCUCAGACCACGGCGAAGUUUGUCAUUUUCCUCAUUGCGGUGCCAUGGGCGUGUAGCUGGGUGCUGCAUGAUUACAUCCUCACGCCCUUCAUGCACCAUUAUGCACACACCACCCCUCUGAUAGCGCGCAUGCUAGACUUAAGGGAGGGGCAGAAGCUCAACAUGAUUGAACGCCUCAAGCUGGAGAGGCAGCGCAUUCGAUUCGAGGCAGACAUUGGGAAAGCCCCUCCCUUAUCGGAGGAUGGAUUGGCAGCUUACUUGCAGGAGGAAGCGCGUGAGAUGCGGGAGGAGAUUCGGCACGAGAACGAGGCAGCAUUCGCAUACAUCUUCUCAGACACAGUCGGGUGGCUCAUCUUUGCGUUCAUCCUGUACGCAAAUCCGAGCCAAGUGGGCAUCAUGAAGCUCACUGGCGAUCGCAUCUUCACAAACAUCUCCGACACCGGCAAGGCGUUUGUCAUCAUCCUCUGCUCCGAUAUCUUCCUGGGGUACCACUCUGAAUCAGGGUGGGAGACGGUGGUGGAGAUGUUUCUGGACCACUACGGGCUCGUGGCGGAUCAGAACUCUAUUUACAUCUUUGUGGCCAUCGUGCCUGUCACCAUCGACUCCUUCUUUAAGCUCUGGAACCGCGAUCGCUCGAGCGUGGUUCCGUGCGCCUCGAACAACGGUAACAUUGCUGGUCCCGCGGCGCGGGAGGUAGAUUCUAUUCGGGAGGAGAUAUUGGAUUUGAUCACAUCCAUCCAAUGGCUGCAGAAGAAGAUUAACUCGGACGGCCGUCAGACGGCGAACGGUAACUUUGACGGUGACGGGACGCAGGUGCACACAGUGUACGGGUCGAACCUGCGACCGGCGACGGAGAUUCGUGGCCGCAUUGAGCGGCUAUUGGAGCGAGCCGUGUCGCUUAAAGCCAUGGCGGGCCGAAGUUCCUCAAGCUCGCGACGCGUGCCAGUCCAAGUGACUGCCACUCUCAAAUCCCUGCAGCGCGAGUACGGCUCGCUGUACAACAUUGUGCGUCUCUCCAUCCGCACGGACCUCCCAGACAUGCCGCCAUCCGGUCUCUUUGACGAGCCUGAGGACCCCGCUGCCGGGUCACUCGCAGCACAAGCUGCAGCAGGGGGAUUGGAGGAAGGGGUUGAGGCGGCGGGACGACCGUUGGAUGCUGCGUUAGCGUACUCAUACGAUGCCCAGAGGGACUCUGCUGCUGCGCUAGGCUCAAUGCUGGAGAUACAACAGAGGGUGCAGCAACAGAUUUCAGCCAUGAGUGCUGCUGGUACCGGGUCCGCCCUUGGACCUCACUCCACCUCCCAAACACAACCAACCGCCUCCAACCCCUCAGCACACUCCUCCCAGCCGGCAAUACCAUCCUCUACAGCCGCUACAGCUGCAGCGGCGGCGUCUGUAGCAGCAGCAGGGGGUGGCAGCAGCCCUUUUGCGAACCUGUGGAAAAACAUGGCCUCUCAGCUCUCGCGGGCGUUUGAGACGCUGCUGCCUCCCCCCUCCGCUGACGAUGCUCCCCUGGGAGGGAGCGCUGGGGCUGGGGGGCUAGCAGCAGGAACAGCAGGGGCGGCAGGGGCAGCAGGGGCGACAGGGGCAGCAGGGGCAGCAGGGGCAGCAGGGGCAGCAGGGGCGGUAGGGCUGGUAGGGACAGAAGCAGGGGCCGUAGCAGCAGGGGGAGCGGGGCUGGUUGUGGGUGAGAGUGGUGUGGCAGCAGUGGGAGCAGUGGAGGAGGCGUGGGGGGGGAGCGUGCAGUCUGGCAGCAGCGGCGUCAUUGAUAUCACUCCCCAAGCCCCCCUGGCAGGCGCACAGAGCAGCCUGGUGCGGCUGGCGGGGGAGGUGCGAUCUGAGGACGCUCUUAUCUCGUCAGUCAACCGAGAAAUGGAGGAGGAGAGGCAGCGGCUGCUGGGCAAGGUGCAAUCGGUGGCACAGGAGGUGCAGCAGCGAGUGUCAGUGGGGGAUAUGGAGGCGGUGGUGGGGGCAGCAGUGGAGUCGAUGCAAUCAGAGCUGCAGGCAGCACAGCAGCGCACUCGCCAGCUCCUCAUACAGGUAGAGCUGAAGGAUCGGGAGAUGCGGCUGAGGAGGGAGGAGUGGGAGAAGGAACGGUCUUCCAUGGUGGCCUCUCUGCAGCAACUCGUACUCGCUAAAGGCGGAUCCGCUACCAGCAGCAGCAGCAACAGCCUUGAGCAUGGGGAUGGGCAUGAAAGAAACGGAUCCAGUGGUGGUAACACCAGCAGCAGUGCUCGAAGCAGCAACGGCAGGGCCAUUCCCACACACUCAUCCUCCUCAUCCCCACCCCCGUCACCCUCUCAAAGCAAAGCACAGCGAUCGUCAGGAUCAGGAUCAGCAACAGCCACUGCCACAGCCACUCCUGAACCCGAUAGCACCGGAGACUCUAUCAUGCGUCUCCUUGCCCUUCAGGCGGCAGUUUCUAGGGCUGAAGAAGCUGAGCUGGCAACCGCCGCGCGGCUGGAGCGCGUCGCGGACGUGCUCGGGCGGGAGAUCGCCAAGUUGCGGCGCGACAAGCGGGCGCUGGAGUCCCGCGCGCAGCUGCUGACGUGGCGGCUGGAGGCGGUGCAUGCCAAGCUGGCAACGGUGUAUGGAGAGUUGGUGGGAGUGAGGGAGGCGAUGAGCGAGGGGAGGGUGGAGGAGGGUAUGGCGAUUCUUGAAGGGGUGAUCGGGGAGGUGGGGAGGUGGACGAGUAAUACUGCUGUGGAGCAGGGCGGACAGGGAGUGGGAGGAGAUAGAGAGGGAGGAGGGAGAGGAGGGGGAGUGAGUGGGGAGGAGGGGAGGAGGGAAGGGGAGGUGGUGGCAGGGUGGUGGGACGACUCCCCUCCUGGGGAAUGGGCUGAGUUUGGGAAAAUGUUUUAUGAGACUGGUUGGGAGCAGGCGUUCAUUCACCACAACGGCACGCCUUCAGGUUGGACUGCAGUGCCUGGCAAGAAGAUGAAGGACUCCACUGCCAAGGGGCCCGCUGGCUUUCCUCUUAAGGUGUACUCCAUAAGAGCAUCCUCGCUUGAGUUUGUGACCAACAAUGGGGCGGCUACAUGGGACAGUUCCCCAAGUGGUGGAAACUACACCAUUGAUCGUCCAGCGUACGGCGACCUGGGAAAGCUGAGGCGGUUGGUGGAGGAGGAGGGUCAUUCCAUCCAUGCCACUGAUGGCGGCGGAUAUUCCGCGCUACAGUGGAGCGCGCUUAAUAACAAACCCAUUAUAUCGACAUACCUGCUCGAUAAAGGAGCAGACGUGAAUGCAAAGGAUAGGUCGGGGCAGACGGCGUUGCACUGGGCGGCAGUCCGAGGUGGCAUUGCGGUUGCUGACGUGUUGCUGCAACGUGGCGCUGACGUGGAGAUUGCAGAUUCACACGGUUACAGGACCACACACGUGGCAGCACAGUACGGGCAGACGUCGUUCCUGUACCACAUCAUCGCUACAUGGCAGGCCUUGCCUGAUAGCACUGACAAUGACGGCCGCACGCCGCUGCACUGGGCGGCCUACAAAGGCUUUGCGGACCCCAUCCGUCUGCUGCUCUUCUGUGACGCGUACCUCUCUCGGCCUGACAAGGAGGGGUGCACGCCCCUGCAUUGGGCGGCAAUCAGAGGGAAUCUGGAUGCGGUUACGCUAUUGGUCCAGGCUGGCAGCAAGGGCGAUCUGAUUGCCACGGACUCCACUGGGAGCAUGCCAGCUCAGCUCGCGAGUGACAAGGGCCACCGCCACGUGGCGCUUUUCCUGUCCAAUGCUCGCAAGGUGUUUGACGCCCGGCACGACACCAAGGGGCUGGCAGGCAAGAUGGCGAGAUACGGCCUGGCACCCGCGCUCUGGGCGGUCAUCAUUGGGCUGCUCAUUGGCUUCACAAACGCUGUCGUUUUCUCCACCACGCUCCCAGUGAUAACAGCGACCAUGGCAGCAUGGGCGUGGGCCGUUUUCAUCUGUGCCGGCACGGGCAUGUACUUUCUUUAUCGUUCCUCCACGCAAGAUCCAGGCUACGUGCAAUCACCACGGCUACUCAGUUCCAAGAAGGAGCAACAAGAGGAGAUGGUGCCACUACGGGUCGACUACAUGGAUCCAGUGCUGCAGUCGGGCCAAUGGUCGCAGCUGUGUGUCACCUGCCGGAUUGUGCGGCCUCGACGGUCGAAGCACUGCUCCAUUUGCAACAAGUGUGUCACUCAGUUCGACCACCACUGCCCCUGGAUCUCCAACUGUGUGGGCAAGCGCAACAAGUGGCAUUUCCUCAUCAUGCUCGUGCUUGAAAUGGCAGCCAUGAUCAUUGCCCUCUCCCUCGCCUUCGGCCGCCUGAUGAACCUGGAGGGAGCGCCGGCAGCAGGGGCGGGAUGGCUGGGCUACGUGGCAAUGCACCACACGGGGGCGCUGGUGUUUAUAAUAGCGGAUGGCUUCAUGCUGCUGUCCGUGCUGGGCCUUGUCGUGUCACAGGGCUCUCAGGUGGCUCAGAACAUAACAACCAAUGAGAUGGCCAACGCGCAUCGCUACGCCUAUCUGAGGGGCCCUGACGGCAAGUACUUCAAUCCCUUCAACCGCGGGUGCUACCAAAACUGCGUCGAUUUCUUGACCACCGGGGAAACCACCGACAGCGAAGCGGAGAGCUCAUCUAUUUUUGGGAGUACUGCCCCCAGUGGUGCUGGGGUGACUACUGGUAUGGCAGGGCAUGCGGGGCGCGGGCAGAGAGCAUCGGCCGGGCCUGUGGGGCUGGGAGGUAUGGGGCUGGGUGCUAGAGUUGCCAGAGUGGCAGCGAGGGAAUAG